GUUGAGGACUGCGCGGACAGCCAUUGGCUGGUUCGAAAGGGACUGGUCUUUUUAAACGUUAACUUAGAGCUCUGAGCAACGGUUAUGUUUUAUUCUGAUAUUGGCUAGCAGAACAACACGACAAGCUGCUGAAGCUGAGACGUGAUCAUGGCCGACACUGACUCUGGGGAUCCUUCUGGGCGCUACGAAUUCGACGCCCCGUCCCAUGUUGUUGACUUCAAGGAGCUUUUAGAUGCAGAAACAGACGAUCAGUGGUUUGAAAAACGCACUGAGGGAGUAGAUCCUAACCUUGUCACUCCUGCAAGACCAGAGCAGCUGUCCCUGCAGGCCGAUUAUUCAGGAUCUUAUGGGAAUCAAGUUGAAAAAGAUGUGGAAUCUGGUCAAAGCCAAACCAAAAAUCCCCCGUCGAACAUUGUCACCUCCUGGGGUGGCGAGAAAUCAGUCCAGCCAAAGAGAAGGCCUGUUGAUGGACACUCUGCACAGCCUCGCAGGGUUUCAAAACGUAAAGAGAUGACCUGUAGUUCAGCUGCUCCUCCAUUAAAGAAACCAAAAGAGAACCCAAUUGGUUCAAAAUCCAGAAAUGGCCAACAACAUUCCAGACCCAAUAUUCGAAGGAGUGAGAGACUGAGUUCAAAGAUGACACAAAAGGCUGCUGAAGCUGCCUCCACCACACGCUCAGAGCUGAGCACCUCUGAACAACUGGAGUUGGAGCGCAUCAGAAGCCUCCAGAGGGAAGUGGCUCUGCAUCGCAAGAAGAAUGAGGCCAGCUACAAAGCGGCUCUGGCUGGCAAUCCACCACCAAAGAAGAUGGUUCUAUCCGUAACCGUGCCUAAAGACUUCCACUUCAACACAGAGUCUCGCAUUAAAGCGCCUGCUUCAUCAAACACGUUGCAGAAGGAGGUGGACUUCAUACAUCAGCUACGCCAGCCCUCAUCCCCUGCAAAGGCGAGGAAAGGAGCCACGGUGCCCAAACCGUUCAACCUGUCUGCAGGCCACAAGAUAAGAAAGGAGGAGCCUGGGAGUUACGUUCCUAUAGCUCAGCAGAUAGAGCAGUUCCAAAAGAGGACCCCAACCCGCUACCACAUGCGCAGCUGCAGAACUAAGGAGAGAGGGCCGUCUCCACUGAAGGGUCACCACCUACACCUCACACAGCCUUACUCCCCCCAGCUGAUGACCCGGCAGAGAAGCCGCCCACCGACUGUGAAGAGCAGUGCAGAGCUGGAGGCAGAAGAGCUGGAUAAACUUCAGAAGUUUAAAAUCAAAGCCCUGCAGCUGAACAAGAAGAUUCUAGAAUGUGCCAAGGAGCCGAAGAAGCCAGCAGUGAAGGAGCCCACUGUAGCUGAAGGGUUUGAACUGGAGAUAGAGAAACGGCUCCAGGAGAGACAGGUCAACAAGAAGCCGCUCAACAGUGAGAAGCCCCACAGUUUUAAAGCAAAUCCUCUGCCAAAAAAGGUCCUGGAUGGUAUUGUGGGCUUACCUGAGAAGAAAGUAACAUAUCCAACGGUACCAGAAUCUCCUGCAUUUGCCCUGAAGAAGAGGGUUCGGAUGGAGCGCAAGGUUGAAGAAAUAAAGCCACCCUCGCCGGUCAAAGCUGUCUCAGUUCCCCACUUUGGCAUUCCAUUCCAACCUCAGCUCCCUGAAAGCCACCAUGUGGAGGUGUGUCCUUUCUCAUUUGAGCAGAGGGACAAAGAAAGACAGGCUCUAAAGGAGAAGAGGCUGGCAGAACUGCAAAAUGAAGAGGUGCCACAGUUCAAAGCCCAGCCACUGCCAGACUUCAACACAGUGGUCCUCCCUGAGAAAAAGAAGCCAGAACCCACCAAGCCUGAACCGUUCAGACUCCAAAUCGACGAGCGAGGAGCAGCAAAGCACAGGCAGUGGGAGGAAAUGGUGAAGGAGGUGCAAAAACAACAGGAGGAGUCGGCCAUAUUCAAAGCUAGGCCCAACACAGUCACUCACAAAGAACCUUUUCGACCCAAAAAGGAGAACCGGAUGGCACCGGACGUUAAUUCUUCUACAGUGGUGGAGCCCUUUGAGUUGGCUACGGAGCGCAGAGCCCGAGAGUGGCAGGAGUAUGAGCAUCUGAUUGCUGAGAAGGAGGUGCUGAGGGCACGACUGGAGGUGGAGCAGAGACUGGAGGAAGAGCAGCGGCAGAGAGAGGAGACUGUCCGGCUGCGGCAAGAACAGGUCCACAAAGCUCAGCCCAUCAGACAAUAUAAACCUGUUGCAGUGAAGAAGAGCGAGGUUCCUCUCACAGUCCCAGAGUCACCAAACUUCUCCAAACGUUUCCGCUGAGGACCAGCAGGAGUCUCCCACGUUACUACUGCAAAUAUUUCGUUUUCAGUUUUAUUCUUAACUCUUGUAAUAAAGUGGCUGAAUUCUGCCAUUGUUUAUAAACCUGAUUCCUGCAGCUUCAGCCGGUGCUUCUACUUCUCUUAAACAUUUUAUUUGUAGCAAUGUAAUGUAAUAAACUUUUUCUUUUUUUUUUUAA
Molecule: messenger RNA, 2488 nt
Organism: Girardinichthys multiradiatus
Lineage: Eukaryota; Metazoa; Chordata; Actinopteri; Cyprinodontiformes; Goodeidae
Gene: tpx2
Product: TPX2 microtubule nucleation factor
Exons: 17
Coding region: 148-2292 (714 amino acids)
Biological process (GO): regulation of mitotic spindle organization; activation of protein kinase activity
Cellular component (GO): microtubule; spindle
Source: RefSeq, a predicted model, not a curated record